Molecule: messenger RNA, 965 nt
Organism: Selaginella moellendorffii
Lineage: Eukaryota; Viridiplantae; Streptophyta; Lycopodiopsida; Selaginellales; Selaginellaceae
Exons: 3
Coding region: 13-525 (170 amino acids)
Source: RefSeq, a predicted model, not a curated record
UAUAGCAAAGCGAUGGAUUUGGAGGAGCAAAGCGUCGUCGUGCGAGGGCAUGAGGAACUGGAAAGGCUGCUGCACAAGAUAAAUACCAUGUCGAGCAGUGGAGAAGGAUGGCGUGACGAGGAGAAGGGGAGCAAGGAGAAGAAUAAUGGAGUAAAAAAGCUCCAAGGUGGUGGUGCUGCUGGUGGUGGUCACGCUCGCAAUCGUAACGACGACAUUGUCAGCAAAAUUCUGUGCUCUCAGAUGCUGCUUGUGGUGAUGCUGCUGCCCGAUGCUCGAUGCUCGCUGCUGUGCGUGUUUCUUUUCGAGGAUUGCCGGCGGUCAAGCAGCAGUUGGGAAAAUUGGAAAACACCUCCGCGGCAGGAAUCAAUGGAGGCUUGCGUCUCGGGAAUCCAAAAUCAUUUGCGAGAGGAACAGGUGGGAGAACAGGACAGCGGCCUCUCAUACAGAGGAGAAGAACAGGGAAGUUUUUGGAGCAAGAGUAAAAAAACAGGGAAGAAAGAAGGAAGAAGCGCCGAUCUUCCUUGACAAAGGGAGAGAAGGAAGAACAAGGAAGGAAGAAAAUUUGGGAACGCAAGGAAGAAAGCGUAACGGAUCACGGUAAAGGUCCGACGGUCAAGACGCGGCCAAGUCGGCGGGCGGACGUUGUAGUUGGAAACCAACGAUCCAGAUUGGAAGCCGGUUGGUAAGAGGCGUUAAGCGGACGAGAAAGAAUCAAGGGACACCCCCUCCACUACACACUAUUGGGAUAAGAAGAUUAGUCCAAGGAAGAACGCAUCAAUCCACCAAAACUUUAUAAACAAGAAAAAAAUAAGCUCGGUUGAGUGGGAAGAGGCAUCAAAUCUUCGCAUAAAUCGAGAGUGUGGGAGGAGAUAUGAUAGGAAGAAGCUCAAGGUAAGCUUUUUAUUGUCUCUCUCUUCUUUGCUCUUGUUCUUCAAUCAGCUGAGUUCUGCAGGGCUCCAUCACUC